Molecule: messenger RNA, 1170 nt
Organism: Sordaria macrospora k-hell
Lineage: Eukaryota; Fungi; Ascomycota; Sordariomycetes; Sordariales; Sordariaceae
Source: RefSeq, a predicted model, not a curated record
AUGUCAACAAAACACCACAUAAACAUCACCACCUGCCGUUCCCAGAGCCAUUGCUUUAUAAGUCAAACAUCUAAUCAACCCAUCUACCUAUCCAGACCCCGAGCAAAAACCGCCACCAUGCCUCUCAUCGCCCAAUCCCCCAAGCCCCGCGUGAUCCUAGGUCUCAUGACCUUCGGCACCGACACCGAGACGGGCGCGCGCGUCACCACCGUCCCGGAGUUCGGCAAGGUCCUCGACCUCUUCCAGUCGCGGGGCUACAACGAAGUCGACACGGCGCGGAUAUACAUCGGCGGCAAGCAGGAAGCCUUUACUCGCGAGGUCGGGUGGAAGGACCGCGGCUUGACGUUGGCUACCAAGAUUAUUUAUCCUAGCAACGGAGGAGAUAACAUCCGUGAAAAGGUCCUCGAAAGCGCGGAGAUCAGCUUGAAGGAACUGGGGACGGAUGUCAUUGAUAUUUUGUAUUUGCAUGCUGCUGACCGCAAAACCCCCUUCGCCGAAACCCUCUCGGCCAUCAACGACCUCCACAAGGCCGGAAAAUUCGUCCGCUUUGGCAUCUCCAACUUUACGUCCUUCGAAGUCGCCGAGAUCGUCAUGACAUGCAAGUACAACAACUGGGUUGUGCCGACCAUCUACCAAGGCAUGUACAACGCCAUCACGCGCUCUCUCGAAACCGAGCUCGUUCUGGCUUGCAGGCGCUACGGCCUCGACAUCGUCGUCUACAACCCUCUCGCCGGCGGCCUUUUCUCCGGCAAGAUCAAGUCGGCCGACAUCGUACCCGAGUCAGGCCGCUUCUCGGACGUCAACAAGAUGGGCGCCAUGUACCGCGGACGAUACUUCAAGGAGUCGACCUUCCGCGCGCUGCAAGUGGUUGAGCAAGCGAUUGAGAAGGCUAAACUCACGAUGAUCGAGACGGCGCUCAGGUGGGUGGUGCAUCACUCUGCGCUGAAGGUUACGGAUGGGAAUGAUGGUGUGAUUAUUGGUGUUAGCAGCAUCGAUCAGUUGGAUAACAACUUGACGGAUCUGGAAAAGGGACCGUUGCCCCAGGAGGUGGUGGAUGCGCUGGAUGAGGCGUGGAGGAUUACCAAGGUUGAUACGGUCAAUUAUUGGCAUGGAAAGGUGGAGUAUGGGUAUGAUGUUAGGGAGGCGCUGUUUGGGAAGGGUGCGAAAUAG